Molecule: messenger RNA, 1380 nt
Organism: Hermetia illucens (black soldier fly)
Lineage: Eukaryota; Metazoa; Arthropoda; Insecta; Diptera; Stratiomyidae
Exons: 5
Coding region: 28-1170 (380 amino acids)
Biological process (GO): sensory perception of smell; detection of chemical stimulus involved in sensory perception of smell
Cellular component (GO): plasma membrane
Molecular function (GO): odorant binding; olfactory receptor activity
Source: RefSeq, a predicted model, not a curated record
AAUUGCAAAAAGGCCAAAUUCACAACGAUGGAAAAUUUAGAACAAUUUGAUAAGAUUUGUCAUUGGCUUUGCACAAUUGCUGCAAUAAUGGGCAUUGAUUACUUCAAAAAUAACGUGUGGAAUAGGAGAAUUGUACUUUGCAUCAGCGUAAUUGUUUUGGGGAGCAUAAGCGUUUUGUACACAUUAUACAUUGUCCGGCAUGAUUUUACCUUGCUUAUGAAGUGUGUUGGUGCUUUUAUGCAAGCCGUCAUGGGUACAGCAAAGCUAUACUCCACAGUGACAACUCAGAAACGUCAAGAAGGGCUCCUCGUUUUUAUCCGCAAAUUGUACGUUAUCAACAGUGAAGGAAACGCAAGAAGGAAGAACAUCCUGCAAAUGUCUACUGCGAAAUACUUUACCACUAUGAAAGGGGCUAUCGCCGUAUGCAUAAUUAGCGUUCUCAUCGUUGCAGUGUACCCAGCAUAUUCUUUUUUCUACCUGCAAAAAAUCGAAUUAUUUUUUGAAAUACAGUUUAUAGGACAUCCGAUGAGUGAAGCGUCUGCAAGGAUCUACAUCAUCAAUUAUAUGAGCCAAUUUUUAGAACUCUUCUUUGGAUAUUUUGGCAAUAUGUUGCAUGACGUUAUGUUCUGCACUCUCGUAUUUUAUGUUUACACAUUGGUCGAGCUCCAGAAGCCAGCAUUUGAUGAGGCGAAAGAGAUUGCUAUUGUCGAUAAGCGUGCUUUCGAAAAGAGCUUCAAAAACUGCGUUAUUAUGAUUCAAGACGCGAAUAAUUAUAUCCUGGAGAUUAAUAGUUUAUAUUCAUUUGUUGUGUUCGUUCACGUAGGAGCAGCUUCCGUGUCAUUGGCGCUGAGCCUAUUUUGCUGCGUUGCGACCGACUGGUUAGGAGCGUAUGGAUUUUCAUUGUUCAAUUUUAUCCAAAUAUUCGUCUAUUGUCUUAUCGGAACAUUUAUCGAGAUUAUGAGUGAUGAAAUGGUCAACAUAGUUUAUCAAUUUCCAUGGUAUGCAACUUCAAACGGAAAUAAAAAGCUGUUAUGCUUUACUCUAAUGAAAACUCAGAGAAUAAUGAAGCUUCAAAUUGGUGGAGUGGCCAAUUUGAAUGUUAACACCGCUGCAACUAUCUUCAAGACAAUUUAUUCAUAUUUGAUGAUGCUUCUCAAUUUUACCGAGUAAAGCAUCUUUAUCGUCAUGAAGGAAAGAAAAACGGAGGAGAAGAAAAUAAGUGGAGUCUUUCACCACCGUUAAAAGUGCUUUAUGUUUGAUUCACUCAUAUCCAAUGGAAAAAUAGUUAUAAGGUGAAUAGGGUGUUUAUUUUAGAGUCAUAUCUUAAAAAAUAAGAUACGUAUAGUAACGCUUCAGAAAUAUAGCCAUGGAAUUAAUCAA